Planococcus citri (citrus mealybug) is the source of this 5670-nucleotide messenger RNA. It is a transcript of the gene Fife, whose product is annotated as regulating synaptic membrane exocytosis protein fife. The record is from RefSeq and is a predicted model, not a curated record. Gene Ontology annotation, cellular component: presynaptic membrane; cytoskeleton of presynaptic active zone. Gene Ontology annotation, biological process: positive regulation of synaptic transmission; calcium ion-regulated exocytosis of neurotransmitter; regulation of membrane potential. Lineage: Eukaryota; Metazoa; Arthropoda; Insecta; Hemiptera; Pseudococcidae. Gene Ontology annotation, molecular function: transmembrane transporter binding; small GTPase binding. The transcript has 27 exons. Bases 485 to 3991 code for a protein of 1168 amino acids.
UGAAUAUCACGGCGCUCGCUCACUACGUAAGAAGCGGAAAACUAUCCCGCCUGUAUUUUCGCGUUAUAUGGUAUUGCCGUUUUCAGGCGUUCGUAAAAAAAAGCAACUAGUGUUUGUAUUAACGUUUGUGUUUUUAUGUGAACUAUCGUUUUCUCGCGUUUCGUGUCGCUGUAUGUAUGUAAUUUUUUUGCACAAGACUAUUUUUCGCGCCUUUUCAAUUUAUUCUUCCGUAUAUACAGGUAUAUUUGAGGAAUUCUGUGAGAUGAAUUAGAAUAAAUGGUGUAGGAUGCGUUGGAAGUACAAGUUCAGGAAUGUUGAUCACUAUUCGUCUUGGUUAAUUUUGUUGGACGAUUCGCGAGUGUAAAGGUGAAAAAAAAUGAAUAAUUGAUAAAUUAAGCCGAAGCGUAAUUCUGGCUUCCAUUUUCAUGAAUGGGUUUUUAUCGUUGUACGUGAAUUCGGAUCGUGCACCAUCUUGGAGUUCAUCAUGAUACCAACCAACGUGAUAUCUUUCAUCAAUAAGAUUGUGGCGGUAGACAGUGGCGGAUCAGACGAAAAUGAAAGCUCGGUUCGAGGAUUGUUACGGAAUACGCUGAUAAACGCGCAAGAUAUAGUUACUUCGGGAUCUAGAAGAAAUUCUAGUUCGCCUCUUUCAGACUGCAAUAGCCCUGUAUCGCCGCCAGAUGACAAGUCGACGACCAGCACCACCAAUACUACUAGUGAAAAAACACCCAGUUCGAAGGAGCAACCUGGAAGACGAGCGGGAUCAUGUCGUGUGUGCCUGAAAAGCUUCAAACCAGAGGAUUACUCGAGAAUAUGUUUCGGUUGUAAAAUGAAAGUAUGCGAAGACUGCGCUUCCUAUUCGCAAUUAGGAGAGAACGAAGAUGAAUCGCUGUGGUCGUGUAGCGUUUGUAGACGGAAGCAACAAAGUGUACAACAAUUAAUCGUAGCUCAAGAUUCGCAAGAUAGUUUACUAGAUGUACCAAUCGUAGAUACGUUACAAAGACGACAUUCCGAUAUUCGAAUCAGUUCGUCGAAUUCCGGCACGAAUAUACAAUCGUUAGGGGCUGGAUUGGCGCCGCCGAGAUCGCCGGAACUUCGCAGGCAUUCGGAUGUAUCACCGGCAUCGUUAAAAGAGCUAGAAAAAGCUUUGUUAAAGGUUGCUAGUGAAAAACGCGAAGAAAUGAGAUGGGAGAGGGAGCUGGAAUGGAGACAGAAACAACGCACUGCCAGGUCAGGCUCGUCGUCCGGACCUGGUCAACAAAUUAAACCACCUGGACCCACUUCACCGUACGAUCGAAGACCGUCGACCAAUGAAAGCAUGCAAUAUAAAGAUAAAGAUAAGAGAAAUUCAGACGAUAAUGCACCAGAACCAAACGAAUGCAAUAGACGCUCAAGUAACGCACCUAAACCUAUUCCGGCAGCUUUACGGACACGUAGAAAGUCACAAGUGCCAAAACAACACAGCUACGAUGACGAAAUUAAAAAUUUAGGCAAAAAAUCAAGUUCAAAUGUGUUAGAUUCGAAUAGCGCAGCCAUACCAAGACGUGCUUCAGCCUACGACGUGUACCAUAAGCGACCAGAUGGCUCGUUGAUGGCGAGUGGGAAACCAGAUCCUGGCCGUAGAUCGUCUUUCAGAACACCAUCGCCUAAUGAUAAAGACGAAGGAUUGCAUAUCGACGCUAGACGAAGAGCAUCGUGUCGGCCACCGAUGUCAAGCGAUAACGAAGAAUCGUUUAGUCCAGCUGUAAGAAGACAAUCUAUGAAACCAAAGCCAUUGAGUGAUUUAAGCGGACCUAAUGAUGGAGGCGAAUCAUCAUCACCUUCACUGGCAGAAUUCACAGACGAAGAAAGAAGAGCAAGACGCCGAGGAUCUCAGUUACCCGAUAUAAACGCUAUUAAGGCAGGCAUGCUGGGAAGUCCGAGGCAAUCGUUGUCUGCAAUACCGUGCAACGUUCAGCCACCGGAUAACUCGUAUGCCGAAUCUUUACGCAGACAAUCAUCGUUAUCUGGCGAAGAUAUUAAAAUCGUUAUCGACGACGUCGAUCAGUUGGAAUUGGAUCAUCAACCGAGUUCCGACGUAUCACCAGUGAGAAGAGUUAUUUUGAGGAGGGAUCCGAACGAGCGGAUUCAUAAAACGAGAGGUUUUGGUAUGCGAGUAGUUGGUGGUAAACCUGGUCCUGAUGGAACGUUAUACACUUAUAUCGUUUGGACAAUGCCUGGUGGACCAGCAGAAAAAGCUGGAUUAAGGAAAGGAGAUAAAAUACUAGAAUUAUGUGGUAUUCCGUUAAUGGACUUAUCAUUUGACGAAGUGACAUCAAUAAUGGAUCGAACUGGCGAUGUUAUAGAUAUGGUUGUGGAAACACAAGGUGUCAAAAUGAACGAAUCGAAAGAUGACCUUAUAAGUCAAACCCGUAAAAAGAAUCCAGAAAUUGUAGAACCCCAUGAACCUGUGAUAUCACCGACGAGAAGAAAACUACCGAAGACACCGAUGGAACUUCAAGAUAUGGUUGUGAACGCAGCGAAUCAAGAUCAACAGCAGAAGGAGAAAGAUGCCAAUAAAACCGAGCAAAUUAGUAGACUGCAAUUAGAAUUUUGGUGCAAAGAGAAAAAAUCUGUCUUAGUUGUUUCAAUUUUAGCCGCCGAUAGUUUACCUUUAAGAGACGAUUACUAUUUCGGAGGUUGCCAGCCGGAAGCAUUUAUUAGACUUCGAUUAAUACCUACGACCGAUAACGACCAAAUUAUAUUUACUGAUGUUGCUGAACCUAAUCAAAAUCCUAUCUGGAAUACAACGGUGGAAUUACGUGCUGAAAAUGGCAAUGUCUUAGAAAAAGCUUUAGAAGUGACUAUUUGGGAUCAAAGACCUGAUGGUGAACAAGUGUUUAUAGGUGAAGUUGUCAUACCAGAAAUUGACUUGACAAUUGAUACGCCAGUCUGGUAUAGAAUCGAAAACCCCGAAACUCCUGGAGUGAAAAAACCGAACCAAUACUUCCCAGAUUCUCCAACGCCCAGUUUGGAUGGCACUCAACGUUCACUUUCAGAAGAUAGAGACAGUGAAAUUGACGGAGGAGAUGGCACAUAUGGAUUCUUACAUCCAGAUCACGCAUAUUUAGCAGGAUCUCGAAGAGGAUCGAGUCAAUCAGAACAGUUGGAAGUUGAACCCUAUCAACUAAACAGAGACUUUUCAAGAUCACUUCCUGGAUCUAGACGAAGUUCCUUCCAAUCAACGCAGAAUUCUGAUAAAGAUAUACCGCCAGUUACGUAUUCAUCGAAAGGAAGACGCCGAAGUUCCUGUACUCCGAGGCCAGAUCCAGAUGAAAUCCUUAAAAAUCUGAAAGCCGUCAAAGGAGAAUUACUUGGAAGAAGUAUGAGCAUUUGCAGUGGUGAUUGGCGUAUGAGACGAAAAAGCAGCGAUCGCAGAAAAGAAUCGAAAGAUUCCGUACCCGAACUAGCGGAGCCAUCGGGUGACCAGCAAAACGACGAUGAUGAACCAAGAGAUGAUCGAAAAUUAGGACCAUUCCAAUUGGAACCAAGAUUUAACUCGUUUACUAAAGUAAAAUCACCAAAAUUUCCAAAUACCGCCAAAUCAGGUGGAAACAUAGACUUGGGUCUAGAACUGUGCAUCACCAAGGGCCAAUUAGCAGUCAAGGUUUGCAGCGCUAGAGGUCUGACUCCAUCAGAUAAUCCACCAGACACUUAUGUAAAAAUGUACUUAAGAGAUGGAGACCGACUGCUGCUUAAACGUAAAACUCGAGUGGUUACCAAAAGUCUCACUCCGGAGUAUAAUCAAACGCUGAAAUACGCAGUCCGAGACGUAUCAGACCGAUCUCUAGUCGUCAUGCUGUGGGAAAGACAAAAAGGCUUUGAACACAAUCAAGGUUUGGGCAGCGCCGAAAUACGAGUCGAUACGUUAAAAUUAUGCGAACACGUAACUGGAUGGUAUCCGUUAUUUCCGAUCCAGAAGAUUGGCUCCGAAUCCAACGACUCUCCGUAAAAUCUUAUUACUUUAAGGUACCUAUCUAUCUUUCUUUCCUAAAUCCAACUACUUGUACCUACCUAUUUCUUCAUCCUCCUAAUUGUGUAUACCGAAAAGUUUUAUGUAGGUACCCGAACCAAGUAUACUACAAUAUUGAUGUAUUUUAUGUAUCGAGAUACUUUGUACUCAUCAUGUAUCGAGUUCCAUGUUUUACUAUAAAUGUUAAGUGUUUUUAGAUGUAAAUGUUUGUUAUUAAUUUAGAUAUCGAUUAUUUAAACGUCUGCAUCAUUCUGUCUGUACAUGUACAUAAUUUCGCGAGUCCUUCUCCUUGUAUGUAUUUAUGGUAUAUGAGAACGUGCGUUUAUAAUAUUAUAUCUAGUUCGAAUAAGCAUUUUAGUAAAAUCGAUUUUGUAUAGAAUUCGUCGUAUUAGUAGCAUAUAAUGUACCUACCAAUGUACCUACGAUUGAUACUAACCACAGACUUCAUUUUAUAUAAUUAUUUGUUUAUCGAAAUUACAAAUUAUAGGUACCUACAUAAUUACCUACUUACGUAGCGUGAUACGUUUUCGUGUACCUUUCCACCUACCUAAUUUUAUAGAUUAUAAGAUUAAAAUGAAAACAUAUAGUGAUAAAUUUUAGACGGUAGAAGUAGAAGAUUUUUCGAAUAAUUUUUCAUACCUAUACGAAGUCUUCGUUUUGUAGUGAAAAUUGAAAAGUGAAUCGAGUUGUGUUUAAUUUUAAUAUGAAUUUUUAUGUUAUUUUAAAAAUAAUAGUCGUAAGUUCAAAAGUAUAACUUUAUAAAUAAGGUUACCAUGGAUUUACGUAAAAACGUAGUAAAUGCGAAAAGAAGGGAGGUUAUAUGGUAGAUUAAUUUAGAAUUUUAUAUUUUCAGGGCGUUUAAUUGGGCACCUAUCUAAUUAUUCGCGGAAUUCGUUAGAAUUUAUAUCAUAUUGAAUAAAAACAUAUCUUCGAAAUUACUACGAUAUGAGUGAUUUUUCCGACGAAAUAACAUAUCUUCCAUAAAUCCGAACCCCAUAGUUACCAUGAUUAAAUAGGAAGUUGUCGAACGAAAAGUUGUAAAGUUAUAUUUAUUUUUAUUUACGUAAUAAUAAUUAGUAUUAGUAAAUUGUAUUAGAGGCCUAACAAGUUUUCAAAAUUUUUUGUACUACGUAAUCGUUUAAUUUUAAGUGUGUUUUUUUUUACUCUUCGAUCAGUGUCUGAUUCUUUUUACUGUGUUUUAUCAAGUUUCUCAACGAUUUUCUUCCAAUCUGUACGAUAAGCUUUUCUUUAUGAAUACGCGACUAUGUGUCUUUUAUGAUAUCUUUUUUUAAUCCUUUUUUUCUUCUUUUUUUUUCGUGACGAAUAAUAUUAUACGUUCGAGUUCACUCAUUUAUUAAAUACAUGAUAGGUGUUUUUAUUUUCUUCGAAGUACUUUUUUUUAGCUUUUUUUCUCUUUAAGGAUAAGUUCAAUCUUUUAGACAAUCUAUUUUUGUUACCUAUCGUGUAAAAUACAUACUAUUUCUUCUGUGUAAAUAAUUGGACAACAUUCAACAAUUUUCUACUGUAUUUCUUCUUCUUUUUUGUUUUUUUUUUGUUCGUGUAUCUGUGUUCUCGGCAUAUGAUACCGUAGAUUUAUAAUAAAUGUACCAAGUAUAUGUUUAUUUAGAGCUAGACGAAAUAAAGUGUUAUGAAUUGUG